This is a messenger RNA of Athalia rosae (coleseed sawfly), 2133 nucleotides long. RefSeq names its product major facilitator superfamily domain-containing protein 12-like. The transcript is spliced from 8 exons. Gene Ontology annotation, biological process: carbohydrate transport. Lineage: Eukaryota; Metazoa; Arthropoda; Insecta; Hymenoptera; Athaliidae. Gene Ontology annotation, cellular component: membrane. The record is from RefSeq and is a predicted model, not a curated record. Gene Ontology annotation, molecular function: symporter activity. Bases 500 to 1906 code for a protein of 468 amino acids.
UUCAAAUUGAUAACUAAAUUUCAAUCACAAAUAAUAACAAAAAUGAUAUCACCAAUAACAAUAUGGUUGAAAAAACUGAUGAGUUUUGUCAAUUAUUGCUGAUUAGAACUCACUUUUCAAACACACAUCUGUUGACAUUCUGACAUUGACAGUUGCGCAGCGCUAUCUGUCGUAGUCAUGUAUGAUCAGAGUAGCAAUUAUUUUGUUGGAACAUGACCGCUUUUUGUUUGUCAUAAGCACGUGAGAGAAGAUGGCUGAAUAAACGUCACUACGUUUUUCCUGUGAACAAGAAUGAGAAACUAUUGUAAUUUUUUUUCCAUUCGGACGCUUGACAGUUAGCCGACAGCAUCGUCUGUAAUACCAAGAGUAGCGAUGUUGACAUGAAGAAGUAGUAUUGCUCUAUGCACAAAUUUAAUAAUAACCCCUACAUGCAUUUAAAUUGAUGCAUUGUAUGUGAUAAUAGAUUUGAGGAAAUCUCUGCCGUGAAUCUCUCAAAAUAAUGGAGGGCUCAACAAAUUCUAUAACAAAUGACUAUACCGAGAUUGUCAGGAGGCUACCUUGCAAACUCAAAAUAUCAUACGGUGUGGGCCAUGUGUUAAAUGAUAUUUGUGCUUCGAUGUGGUUUACUUAUCUCUUAGUAUUCUUUCACUUGGUACUUGGCUUCAGCGCUAUUUUGUCUGGAAUCAUAUUACUGAUCGGGCAAAUUGCUGAUGCCCUUGCUACUCCUUUUGUUGGAUUACAUUCGGAUAAAAAUGACGAUUUCUGGUUGUGCCGUUAUGGCAGGAGGAAAACAUGGCAUUUGUUAGGAACGGUCUGUAUCCUAGUUUCAUUCCCAUUCAUAUUUUCUCCUUGUAUAAAUUGUGAGGGAUCGCAUCAAUGGGCCCAGGUAAUAUACUACUCGGGAUUUGUCAUUAUAUUUCAAUUCGGCUGGGCCGCAGUGCAGAUAUCUCAUCUCUCAUUGAUUCCUGACCUGACACCAACGGAACAUGAAAGAACAGAACUCACCGCAAUCAGGUAUAGUUUUACAGUAUUUGCAAACGUACUUGUUUACUGUAUAAUUUGGGGGGUCCUUCAUGUAACGAGUGGUACCGCAGAUUCGCAGAUAGGUCCAAAAGACGUUCAUCAUUUUCAGACAGUUGUACUGAUUGGAUUAUUCGUUGGCACGAUCACUUCUCUAAUAUUCCAUUUCGGUGUUAAAGAAGGUCCCUUGUGCGACACAACAGGACCUCUACGCCGCAAUACAAGAUCAGCUGGUACUCUGUUAAAGGAUAUUCAGCUCUACCAAGUCGCCGGUGUAUACAUGCCCACCAGAUUAUUCGUUAAUUUAUCACAAGUAUAUGUCCCGCUAUAUUUGCACGAAUCUCUCAAUAUGGCCGCAACAUCAUUAGCCACGAUACCGUUGACUAUGUUCAUCAGCAGUUUUGCAGCAUCUCUGGUAAUCGAAAAGUUGAACACUAAUUUAGGAAGAAAAAUAGCGUACGCUAUUGGCGUGAUUCUUGGCAUUGGUGCCUGUCUAUGGAUCAGACUUGGAAGUGGAGAAACAUAUGUUACGUACGAAAUAUACCCAGUAUCAAUGUUGCUAGGUACCGGUGGUUCUAUCAUGUUAGUUACCAGUCUAGGAGUGACUGCAGACUUAAUUGGGCAAAGCACAGAGAGUGGAGCAUUUGUGUAUGGUGUAAUGAGUUUCACUGAUAAACUCAGCAAUGGCUUGGUUGUCGGCGUGAUUCAGUCCAUGUGUACAACUCACUGUCCAGGAUACUACAGAGACGUUCUGACCUUUGCUUGCGGAGGCGCAGCGCUUUUCGGUUUGCUGAUGUUAAUCCUCAUAAAACCUUUCAAACAUGAUCAAGAUUGUCGAACACUCUCCGAGCCCGAGGUCAUAGAUCCUGAGACGAUAGAAGAUUGAAACUAGAGACUAUAAAUGAAGAUUCUAUUAAAAUAUUAAUAGGUAUAUUUUUUCUACUAUUUCCCUUAUGCUUGAAAAUGAAACGUAUAGGAUGUAAAUUCGCCGUUCUAUUGGGUUACAUUGGGUAUACUAGGCGAUCCGACGACAUCGAUAAUAUCUGCUUUCACUUCAGGUAUAACUUUGGGCAGAAGUGAGGGUGGAAUAGUUAAAGUCUAGAACAAUCAGAG